Messenger RNA from Prorocentrum cordatum, 1203 nucleotides. The record is from the annotation of a GenBank genome assembly. NCBI's taxonomy places the organism in Eukaryota, Dinophyceae, Prorocentrales, Prorocentraceae.
CAGUACGACCUGUCGGAGGACGGCGGCUUCCUCCCCGCCAGGUGCUUGCGCCGCCUGCCCCCCGCCUACGACGCGCUCGAACGCCUGGUCGAGGAGCUGCCCGCGCUGAACCGCGAGGGCGCCCUCUGCGCUGCCGUGGACGGCAUGGAGGAACUCGCGCCGUCGCUGCUGGCCGGGGCGGCGCCCGAGGAGCUGCGCAGGCUCUACCUGCUGCUCGGCAUGCUGGGCCACUCGUACGUGCACGGGCGGAAGGACUCCAGCGGCGAGGCGGCCGGCGGCGGAAGCGCAGUCUGCCCGGGCGGUCCGGACCCGCCCUUGCCGGCCCAGCUGUCGAGGCCCUGGCUUCAAGUCUGCUGCUUGCUCCGCAUGCCGCCCGUGCUGACGGCGGCCGCCACGGACCUGUGGAACUGGCAGCUGAAGGACCUCGCCGAAGACUCGCUUCUUUUCGUCGCCCACAUGGUGCCCUGCGCGAUGCAGCGGGCGGCCGCUCGGGUGGUGCCCCGGCUGUUCCUGGCCGACCUGCUCGUCCGCGGCGGGCGCGGGCCGGCCCUCGCUGCGCUGCUCGGAGAGCUGGCCGCGGUGCUGCGGACCUUCCUGCGGAUCUUCCAGCUGGUGGGCAAGCUGGUGGACGUGGGCACGUUUUACAACGUGUACAGGCCACUGCUUGACGGCUUCUAUCCUGGAGGCAUUGUCCUCUGCGGCAUAUCUGCCGACGCCGCGGCCGAGGCAUCCUCCUUCCUCAAGGUCGAGAGCGUCGAGGCCGAGGCUCCCGAUGGCGCAGCUGUCCGCGUGCGGUGCAAAGGGCCGAGCGCUGGGCAGAGCACGAUGUUCAUACUCUUCGACGCUUUCCUCUGCGUCGAGCACGAUGCAGUGGGCGCGGAUUUCCAGACAGAGAUGCUGUCCUACAUGCCCGAGCAACACCGGCACAUGGUCGCCGCCUUCAGGAGGAGGUGGCAGGACGUACCCUCGGUAAGGGAGUUCGUGCACGCGCAGGCGGACGAGGUGGGUGGCCCGGCGCUCGCCGAAGCGUACCGGGGGUGCGUCAGCGCCCUGCGCAGCGUGCGCCAGGCCCACCUCGCCACCGUCACGCAGUACCUCGCCAGUGCCAGCGUGGGCACAGGCGCCAGCCAGUGGAGGGCGAUGCUCCAGGCCACGCUCGAGAGUACCGCCAGGGCCGCCUGCAUCCCCCGCCGCGUCCAGUGA